Molecule: messenger RNA, 2308 nt
Organism: Varroa destructor (honeybee mite)
Lineage: Eukaryota; Metazoa; Arthropoda; Arachnida; Mesostigmata; Varroidae
Source: RefSeq, a predicted model, not a curated record
GAACAUGUAGUCGUAGCAGACGCAGUGGUGGCUCGUGUGAACACUGCAGGCAUCGUUUAAGCCACUUAAGCGGAAGGCAGCGGCAAAAAGACAAGCUCGCGAACGUGGCCAUUUCUGCUGAAGCCAACCGGAUAGAAGAUGUUAAAACCCGAUAACACUCAUGUCCCUUCCCUUCCCCUCCCCCCUCGCUCUCUCUAGCUACCUAGCUAGCGGAAAGCAAAUAUUGGCAAAACGCUUGACCGUAAAUUAUCGUGCUAUCGAGUCGAUGCUGGGGGUGGUGAAAAGAAUGAAGGGGUGAGCGCUGCUGCGCGUCGCUUGGCUAAGCGCGCUGUUGGGCUUCGGCGCGUCCUGGCUUUUUGGGCUCUCAUAUCAGAAUGUGCGAAUGUGUUUUCUGUCGUCCGCCGUCUCCCUUCAAAGUCAAUGCGUCCUCUGUCAACAGCAGAGGUACCUCACCGCCGUUAACGGCUGCACGCGGAACAAUAUCCUUCCGGCAAACAUUACCCAGGGGGAAGCGUUCUGCAUGAUCUCGUCUUGUAUCGACAAUCCACGGCAGAACCCACAACUGAUCGGGCGUAGGAGACGUGAGACCAACGAUGUUGACGCCAUCGAGGCUGACGAGGAUAAUGUAGCCUUUGAAAUCUUCGUAAAUGUGCAACUUGAGGACGGAGCCGACUAUGAUGACUAACCAUAGUAGAGAUCACUAACCAAGUUCGACUAAAGCCUUCAACUAGUAACUUUGAUAGUUCAGGCAUCUACCGACCAGAAUGUAUUUGGCACAGAACCAACAUCUAGCAAAAUGUAAUUAACUAUAGUUGAUUUUAUAGGUCAACGCUAAUUUUUUUCCCCUAUACAAUUUGCGGAAAAGUCAACAGUUAAGUAAUUAUAUCGCUAAUUAGAUCUCACAAAAAAAAAAACGAUAAAAUUAGCGAGGUUCUAACGCUUCGAUUUUCAGGUCAGUGACAGUGCAGCUAUGUAUUAAUGAGCAAAAUUUGAAGUAAAAAAGCUUAACAGAAUAUACUCAUUAUAACGUUUUUGCACUCGAUAAUUUCAACGUGUAAGUUGUGAAUCACUAUCCAAAUGUGGACAUUCAAUCUACAUACAGGAAGGAUGUAAAUACUUUAGCAAGGAACCUGCCACCGCAGCCAAAAACGCGUUUGGACAACUGCAUGCUACAGCCUUAACAUGAGGUCCGCUGUGACUAUUGGUUUUUUGUUUUGAUUUGAAUCGGCCUUUGAUCUCAGCAACAUUCGCAACUCGAGUUGACCAGGCCGAUGUCUUGCGUAAACGUGCGUGGUUCAGGCCAGCUUAUGUUGAAUAGGACAUGAGUAAACCCUAACCUCACGGUCAGACAAACAAAUGAAUCGACAUUAUUAGCAGCAAUGCAUAUAAUAAAUAAUGCAGCUUAUCAGAUAAUCUUACGAAGGGGUACGCUUAACUACCGUAAAUGUUAUUGGAACAGGUAAACAAGCCUGCGAGUUGUUUACUCCUUUAUAAAUACCACUUGCGCAUAGCUUACUAUUUCGAGAUUUAAAAAAGUCUGUGAAUUUAUGCGACUGCGGAUAUGUACUUUGAAUAACUGCGCGCCAAAAUAAUUCCCAAAUCCCAAAGGCGUGUCCUUUACCGAACCAGAAAACGUGAAACCUCCGCCGAAAACUUCCAAUGGCAAUUUACAUGGUCGACCGGCUAAUCCGCAAGGGUCGGCCUCUCGGCAUGUCACUUCAUGAUAUACUGGAUGCGAACACCUGUCCAUGACCUGCUGCGUGUUUGCUUGAUAUUUUAAUACUAUACUCGUAUAAAGCUUGGGAACAGCGCUCUAGCCAUAAUCAUUGCUGCUCUAUUAUUAAUGUUUCUGCUAAGUACAGUUUCAGAAUCUCAUAUAAUUAUACUCGUAUGCGUUUAGUUUUGGCCCCGCUGAUUUCACCAAACCAUUUUGGCAUUUUGUGCGUUACCACAUCUCUGUCGCCCACAAAUAAGCCCAUCCAUGAAGAAAAUACCACUAGUUUGGAAAAAAAAACACCGCAAUAAAGUAAACAUCUCAAUAUAGAUAUUCUUAAUUUUUUUUUUAAAUUUAAAUUCGGUUAUAAUUAAAAUGAUAACGGAAUGGCACCUGAAUAGGCUAACAUUAUUCUAAUGUGAAUCCUAACGUUACGGUUUAACAGACGCUAAAACUUACGCUGGAAUGUAACGAUUCAUUUAGAACAAAGAAGAGGCAUCUAAAAUGCGUUCUGGCACGCCCGUCGGCCGUCUGACCGGUGUCCGUCUCCGUUAUUGAUAGCGUCACUCGUGAAUAGUUUGGUCAGCAUUCUAA